Molecule: messenger RNA, 1539 nt
Organism: Peronospora farinosa
Lineage: Eukaryota; Oomycota; Peronosporomycetes; Peronosporales; Peronosporaceae
Source: the annotation of a GenBank genome assembly
AUGGACUGGAGCUCCGUGUACGAGAACAACGGCGAGGAAGACGGUAAUUGGGAGAAUCAUGGUGAAACACGAUCUUCUCGUAAUGCUCAUCGUCUACUACAUCGUCAGACAUCGCUUCCUCUUCCUAAACAGCAGAUCUCAAACGCCCAAUACUCGCCCUAUGUGGCCUAUGCGUUUACUGUUAAUUAUAUACUAGGGGUAGGGUCAUUAGGGAUUCCCUAUGCAUUUUAUCGUGCUGGUUUACUUAUGGGCAACAUUAUGAUUGUACUUGUUACUCUAUUAUCCUACAUGACUGUGAUGUGGAUCUGUGAGACUGUUGCAAGAGCUCGAGAGGCUUUUGUCUUGAAUUUUCAUUUGGAUGAGACAUCGGCACUUACGUCCUUUACUACUUCAUCUACUACUUUAACUUAUAAACAAGCCACUGUCACUCUAGAAUAUGAAGACUUUCCUGAAGUUACUCAGCUCUGUAAUAGGUUUCUAGGACCAAUAGGCUCCAAGAUGUACCAGAUUUGUCUUCUAGGUCUCAUGUAUGGAGGUUUAGUAGGUUACAGCCAAGUAUUUGUCAACACGUUCUUGACUCAAGUGGACCAUAUUGGAGAUUGGCAGCUCUCUAGUGUACAUGCAGCUAUUGUCUUUGCCUGUAUCGUUCUGCCGUUGUCAUGCUCAGACCUGACGGAGCAAAUCUACGUCCAAUUGGUCAUGUCAGUCGUACGUUUUGCGGCAUUGCUGAUUAUGAUUAUCAGUGCCGUGUAUGCGGUGUAUGGAGAUCCGUAUGACGGUGGGGCGAAAUUCACGGACAAUCUAGAGCCACCAUACAUGAGUGACUACUCGCUCGUGGACAUGAGCGGAUUUGGUGUCAUGUUUAGCACAAGUGUGUUCUCUCAGUUGUUCCAGCAUUCUGUACCGGGUUUAUUGGCUCCACUUGGUGCGAGGAAUCAAGAGAAAGCAAAGGCAAUUUUUGGAAGUACCCUGCUUACUACCAUGAUGUUUUAUAUUGCCUUGGGAUCAGUGAGCUCGCUGUAUUUUGGUCCAAAGUUGGCAACGAGCGUGAAUCUAAACUGGGCGGAUUUUACGUGGGGAAUUGACGAUUCAAUGACACUUGUGCCGUUAUGGGCAAAGCUUCUAUCAAUGAUUGUCGUGGUAUUUCCCGCUCUUGAUACUUUGAGUGUGUUUCCUCUCAUUUGUGUAACGCUUGGUGACAAUAUGGCCGCUGUUGUGCCAAAAAGAUGGACUCGAGGUGGAAGAAAAUCGUCCUGGAAGCUUUUGUGUCGAUUUGGUGCAGCCUUGCCGCCACUCUUGAUAUCGAUGUUCGUGUCAGAUUUGUCAGUCACACUUCAAAUUAGUGGACUGAUGGGAAUUUACGUGGCCUUCUUUGCACCCGCGUUGUUGCAAUUGCAAGCGCGUCGGGAAAUUCCAAACAGCAACGUUUACAGCGGCAUGUUUAGUGGAACGGCAUAUGUAUACGGCGUGUUGGUGUUCGGCACACUGGCACUGUUAGUUCUGCUCUAUCAGUUAGUGCUUCAGAUCACGAUGGGAUAA